Molecule: messenger RNA, 2713 nt
Organism: Planococcus citri (citrus mealybug)
Lineage: Eukaryota; Metazoa; Arthropoda; Insecta; Hemiptera; Pseudococcidae
Product: zinc finger MYM-type protein 1-like
Exons: 1
Coding region: 241-2409 (722 amino acids)
Molecular function (GO): protein dimerization activity
Source: RefSeq, a predicted model, not a curated record
CUGGUGUGUGCACGUUGUGUUGGAAUAUUGGCACGUCGUGUCGUGUCGUAUACACGCACACAGACAUCUGUCACUGUCCUGUCCUUAUCAGUUAUCAUGUUUUAUUUUUUGCAUUUCUUUUCUACAGUGGAGUAGGUUGAUUAAAGCGCAUGGUAAAGGUGUCGUGUAUUUAUUUAUGCUCACUAUAAUUAGUUUCUCAAUAUUUUUUCUGUAAUUGAUCAUUUUUGUGAUGGAUUCAACAUGAGUGAUUCGAGUGACUGUAUUAUUGACUCAUUAUUCACUAGAACAUUUGGCAGCAGAAAUUUUUCUGAGAAGCUAGAGAUCAUCAAAACAGGUAGGCCGACGCCGAAUUUGAAUUUGAAAACAGAGGUUAAAGAUGGUCAGCGAAGAUAUUUUCGUUCCUUUCGUUCAGAGUGGUACACCGAAGUCGUAUGGCUAUGCGGAUGUUCCCAUAUUCAAAAAUUGUUCUGCUGGCCAUGUUUUCUUUUUAGUACCAAAGUUGACGACCCAUUUGUCCGAAGUGGUGUCACUGACAUGGGUAAUUACCAGAAUCUGAAAGCAAGACAUGACAAAAGCGUUGCUCAUGUCCAAAGUAUGGUCGAUUUGGUUAAAUUUGGUAAGAGUCGAGUAGACAUUGGCAUUAGUAAACCAUAUCACGAUGAAAUUGCUAAACAUAAUAAAGAGGUAACUGAGAAUCGAUACAUUUUAAAGUGCUUAAUUGAUGUUACGUGUCAUUUGGCUCAGCAAGAGAUAGCAUUCAGAGGCCAUGAUGAGAAGGCAGAUUCUCAAAACAAAGGAAACUACGUCGAAUUACUGAAUCUUUUAGCUUUACGAGAUGAUAAAUUGGCACAUCAUUUAGAAAACUCGACUGUUUUUACUGGCACAUCCAAAACAAUUCAAAACGAAUUGAUUGAGUGCAUAAGUAAGGUUGUUGUAGAUGAAAUUAAAAGUGAAAUUCGCCAGGCUAAGUUUGUGUCAAUUAUGCUCGAUGAAUCAGUUGAUAUUUCGAAAAAAUCUCAACUAUCAAUAACGGUUCGCUAUAUUCCUGAAUCUGACGAACACCAGGUUGUUGAACGUUUUAUACGAUAUUUUGAUGUCAGCAGCGAACGUAAUGCUUCAAACUUAUAUGAUGUUGUCCAAAAGUUUAUCCAAGAGUUCGAAAUAGGAGAAAAAUUGAUUGCUCAGACCUAUGACGGGGCAGCUGUAAUGGCAGGCCAGCACAAUGGGCUACAAAAAUUGAUUUCAGAUACCUAUAAGCAAGCCCAGUUUGUACAUUGCUAUGCUCAUCAACUUAAUUUGGUUUUGAAACAAUCAGUAGAUGCGAUCCGAGAAUGCAGAAUUUUUUUCGAAACUUUGAGUGGAUUUGCCACAUUUUUUUCAACUUCAUCUAAACGAACCAGUUGCUUGGAUGAGGUAGUACAACGAAGGUUACCAUCAGCUUCAGCUACCCGUUGGAAUUCAAAUAGUAAAUUGGUCUCUGUAAUGUCUUUAGUCAAAGAAGAUUUAUGUUAUGUUUUCAACAUUAUCAUGAAUGAUGCUGAUACCUGGGAUAGCGGAACUCGUGCUAGUGCUAGAGGUUUUCUUCAUCACCUUCAAGAAUUCAAUUUCAAUUUUUUACUGGCAACGUUCGAGAAAAUUUUUGCGCAGUCAACACUUCUUUUUGAUUUAUUUCAGCUUAAAAUUUUCGACAUUCAAGCAGCCACAACAAAGCUUGAAGAAUUCAAAACAUUUUUGAGCAAUUUUCGGAAUAAGUUUGAUGAAGUUUAUGGUAAAGUUUUGGAUGCAGUGUCAAAAGUGACAAAUGAACCCAAAAGACGACGAGCUGCUGGUGAACUGCCUGAGGUUCAAGAACACAGACGACUCUUCUAUCAAAUUAUAGAUACUGUACAGAUGCAAGUUUCUGAACGAUUUGCUGAGAUAGCAAAAUUAGAAUACUUAGCUUUGCUAGAUGCUAAAAAAUUUGAAGUUUAUUCCACGAAAUUCCCAGAAAACUUGUUCAGAGCUUUAAUGGCCCAUCCUCAUGGGAAAAACUUCGAUUCAGCUAAGUUGAGAUCGCAGCUUCUUGUAACUUAUGAUUCGACAGAUUUACGUGGAUUGACAAUCCAUGGGUUAUACAAGUAUUUGAUGUCAUCGGGCCUUUCUGUUGCCUUGUCUGAAGUUGUAAAGCUGUGUAACUUGAUAAUUACUAUCCCAGUGACGAGUGCUUCAACAGAACGUUCGUUUUCAGCACUGAAAAGAAUCAAGACAGCUUUACGAUCAACUCAAGGAGAAGAAAGGCUGUCUGGAUUAACAGUGCUCUCAAUUGAAAAAAAAUUGCUGCGUCAGCUGAGGGAAAAACCUGAUUUUUAUGAUCGGGUGAUUCAAGAAUUCCUCAAAAAAACAAGAAGGAUGGACUUCAUUUAUCGAUAAAUCUUAAUUUUUCAAUGAAUUUUGAUAACUUUGUCUUAUUAUUGUGAACUAGGUAUAGGUAUAUUUAUAUCUACUUUUAUACUGUUUUUAAUGAUUCGUUAUUUUUUUCUCUCAAUGUUUCGUUUUUAUGAUUCGUAUUAGAUGAAAGCAAAUAAGAUUGUUAUUUGUGCUAAUUUUUUUCCUCUUGAGAAAGUUGAUUUUACCUUGGCCAAAAUUCCACCACCCCCAAAAACACUUUCCCCUUUUCACCUUAUGACCUUCGACUACGCAUUUGCCGAUUACAACCCGAUUACAUUCACGAGCC